AUGGAAACGCUUCAAAAGUUCCGGGAUGGGUUACUCGACCUCAUUAUAACCACUGACGCACUGGAGGAAGGAAUAGAUAUACCGGCGUGCAACACAGUCCUGAACUUCAACUGUACCUUGAAUUUAAAAUCAUUCAUUCAGCGUCGGGGGCGCGCACGGAGAGAGCAUUCUAAAUUCAUCAUCAUCCUUCGAGAUCAAGAGGACUUAGAAAAUGUGUUCCACCUGGAGUCUCUGGAGCGUGAGCUGGUUAGAAAACUUCAGGAUGACGGAAGGACAGUCGCGCCAGACAACUCGAAAGAUGAUGAACAGCUCAGAGACCAGUUAGUUUUCAGGUCUUCCACAGGAGCCCAAAUGACAAUGGGAAAUUCCAUUAGCCACCUGUAUAGGUUCUGCUCGGAAUUGCCAGCACAACUGUUUGUGAGCAACAACCCUGUAUUUAGCUGUGAGAUGGACGAGUGCGGCCAGGCACAGGCGGUUGUCAGGUUACCCAGCAACCUUGACGCAUCUCUUCAGACCUUCAAAAGUCUCAGGAAAUGGGCGAGGAAAAGGUGGGCAAAGGAAGAUGCAGCCCUGCAAGCAUACAAAGGCUUGUUCCACGCUGGGCUCAUCAAUGAUCACCUUCUACCAUUGCGAGUGUCAGACAUUAUUGAAAAGACUAUCCCGCCAAGGUCGCACUACCUCAUACCUGGGCAGCUAGACCCUUGGCAUGAUGUUGCUUUACUCUGGUCUCGAAGAGGGGAGCUCUUUCGUCAUGAGCUUCGCAUUGUUAGACCACAGAAAGAGGACAUUGAACUUUUCAUGAUUCUCCCAGUCCCACUGAAGAUGGAUAUGCGUAUUCCAUUGUUUCUAAGUUCCAACACGGAGUAUACGGCAGUCGUCAGCUCGGCUAGGGCAAUUUCCACGGACAUUUCGAUAUGUCAACAGGUGACACGUUUAAUUCUACAGUCCGUACAUCAAGGCCACGGGCCCCAAUCAAACGCAGAUUAUGUUAACAUAAUUGUCCCAAACAUGGAUCCCGUUGGGAUGUCUGAUUUCCUCGAGGCUCAUUCAGGAAGGACAAGCCUGGCCGUGUGCUUACAGCAGCGCCGAACUGUGCCCGGUUCGAUCGGCCUCUUGCGCCAUGUUACAAAGGCCUGUCGUCCACUUUGUAUCGAAGUCAUAGAAGGACACGAGAACCAGGGCCCUCAUAAAGAUGGGGCAACCCUACCAAUUAGAGGCAAGAUACAUCAAUUGACUCGACGUCGCAACUUUCUCAAUGAGCUAAAGACGGUAACAUCCACACCGACAGAUAAGUUGCAAUCCACAAGUUUGGUCGGACAGGGAUUGAGCGAGUUGGCAGCUGAAGAUUAUUUGGUAGAUCGGCUGCCGUCUAUCUAUGCUGAAGCUGCCCUGCUAGCUCCGAGCAUAUUUCACCAGAUUGGAGUAUAUCUGAUCGCGGAACGAUUAAGGAAAGAGAUCUUUUCAAACCCCCAAGCAGCUCGUUUUGAACGAAUGGACUUGCUAUGCAUUGCCCUCAGCCCAACCGAUGAUGCGCAUCGGCCCGAGUUUCGCUCUAUGGCGUUUAUCGGGGAUGCGAUCGCAAAGUUCCUCAUAACGAGACAGCUAUUUCUGCAUCAUACUCUGUGGCACGAGGGUCUUUUGACCAGCAUGAAGGAUUCCAUUGAGUCAGAUACAGGGCUCGCAACGGCAAUUUGCCACUCUGGGUUUGGACCCUACCUGAUAACUACACGGUUCAACGGGAAACGGUGGCGGCCAGCUUUCGUAUCAACAACAUUGUCAAAACCCAGUCGAAACAGUCGGAGGCAGGUUGGUGCCGCUACUGUUGCUGAUAUGGCCAAAGCGUUGGCAGGUGCUGCCUAUCUGGACAACGGACUGGAUCAAGCAUUUAUAUGUGUAGCAGCAAUGAUCCCCAAGAUCAAAUCCUGGACUACGAUGUCUCUCUACGAUGGCACUUAUUCUAAGUCUCGGCCAUCCAAGUCACUGGGUGCCACAACCAUCGUAGACCUAGAGGGGCUCCUGGGAUACACUUUUUCAGAUACGAGUUUGGCAAUAGAAUCAAUGACACACCCGUCCUGUGUGGGACUCUACGGAACAACAUCAUAUCGACGUCUGUCAUUUCUUGGGGCUAGCAUUAUUGAGUUGGUAGUUGUCAGGUACUUACAUCGACAGAAGAGCUUUAUCAACUCUAAAAGGCUGCAAUCUUUAAAGUCAGCCGUUACAAACAAUAUGUUUCUCACCUUUAUUUGUCUCACAUUCUAUUGGGAGAAGGAGCACGAUACUAUUGAGGUUGAUAGUAUGGGCACCCCCAGGGUCAUUCGGACUAGAGACCGAGUGUUGCUUUAUAACUUUUUACGCUCACAAAGUAAGACUCUCUCUGCCAAGGUAUCUAGUCUGGAGGGCACUUUCACCAGUCACCUGCACAUCGUCAAGGGAGAUCUAUGGGAAAGAGGAAUAUACCCCUGGGCAGGAUUGAGUGCCUUUCGGGACCUCAAAGUGCUCUCUGAUAUUGUUCAGAGUGUUUUCGGUGCCAUAUAUAUCGACUCUUUGGCUAGCUUGCAGAAUUGUGAGACUCUAGCUGAAAGAAUGGGCAUUCUGCCACUUCUUGAGCAUUUUAUAUCCCACAAUGUGGUGACAGACCAUCCCAAACGGCCAGCUCCUACCCAAAUGCAGAAUGUCUAG
This is a messenger RNA of Aspergillus pseudonomiae, 2679 nucleotides long. RefSeq names its product dicer dimerization domain-containing protein. The transcript is spliced from 2 exons. Gene Ontology annotation, biological process: siRNA processing. The record is from RefSeq and is a predicted model, not a curated record. Lineage: Eukaryota; Fungi; Ascomycota; Eurotiomycetes; Eurotiales; Aspergillaceae. Gene Ontology annotation, cellular component: nucleus; cytoplasm; RISC complex. The coding region runs from base 1 to 2679 and encodes 892 amino acids. Gene Ontology annotation, molecular function: RNA binding; ribonuclease III activity.